Molecule: messenger RNA, 2617 nt
Organism: Monopterus albus (swamp eel)
Lineage: Eukaryota; Metazoa; Chordata; Actinopteri; Synbranchiformes; Synbranchidae
Gene: khdrbs1b
Product: KH domain containing, RNA binding, signal transduction associated 1b
Exons: 9
Coding region: 352-1422 (356 amino acids)
Biological process (GO): regulation of alternative mRNA splicing, via spliceosome
Cellular component (GO): nucleus
Molecular function (GO): poly(A) binding; mRNA binding
Source: RefSeq, a predicted model, not a curated record
GGCGCGCAUCCACACCGCACACGGUAGGCGGCGUCAGUCCGGAAAGCGACAUCCUUCUGAGCUCACUUCCGUGGCUUGAGUCGGAUAGUCUCUCAGUCUCUCGCCGCUUUUGUUCUCUCAUUUCCACCUAGACAGCGCUGCCGAAAAGGGGGAAUCAGGCUGGGAAAGCACAAACACGCAAAGUAUCGGACCCGACUGUCGCAGAAACGUCCGGUAGCCACAUGCACAUCGCCGUCUGCGCAGAGGACUCGCGGCACUCUGUAGUUACAUAAGUGGACUACUUUUUUCUAUUACUGUAAUUUUUUCCUGUUUUGUUACAUCGAACCUGACUUCCACCUCUCUAAACUCAAAAUGGAGAACGACGACAAAUACCUUCCCGAGCUGCUGGCGGAGAAGGACAGCCUGGACUCGUCGUUUACACACGCCAUGAAACUUUUAACCGCAGAAAUUGAUAGAAUCCAGAAAGGCGAGACUAAAAAGGAGGCAGAAACAUACCUGGACCUUUUCACAACAAAGAACAUCAAACUUAAGGAGCGAGUGCUCAUACCUGUCAAACAGUACCCGAAGUUCAAUUUCGUGGGGAAGAUUUUGGGACCUCAGGGCAAUACAAUCAAACGUCUGCAGGAAGAGACUGGAGCCAAGAUCUCUGUGCUGGGCAAAGGAUCCAUGAGAGACAAAUCCAAGGAGGAGGGGCUGAGGAAAGGUGGCGAGCCCAAGUAUGCCCACUUGUCCAUGGAGCUGCACGUAUUCAUCGAGGUGUUUGCCCCCGUGCCCGAGGCUUACCUGCGCAUGGCACAUGCCAUGGAGGAGGUCAAGAAGUUCCUGUUUCCUGAUAUGAUGGAUGAUAUCUGCCAAGAGCAGUUCAUGGAGAUGGGCUACCUGAACGGAGGCCAGGAGCACGGAGCCCGAGGCCGAGGAGGUCUGCCGGUCAGGGGCCGUGGAAUCCCUCCUGCUGGAGGACACAGGGGUAGGGGAAUGCCUCCUCGUGGUGUAGCAGCCAGAGGUGGUGUGACCAGAGGUGGUGCAGUAAGAGGUGCCCCAGCAGGCCGAGGAGGACCCCCUGCAGCACCUGCUAGGGGAGCAGCAGCCCCCCGCGCCAGGCCCCCAGCUGCUGGGCCUCCCCAGAGGAUGGCGCCACCCCCCCACCAGCACACCCCUGCUGCAGCUGCUGAGAGCUAUGAUGAAUAUGGCUACGAUGAGAGCUAUACAGACACAGCCUACGAGCCAUACGACAGCUAUUACAGUCAGCCACAGGCAGAGCCAGAAUACUAUGACUACGGACACGGAGAAACCACAGAGUCAUAUGAGUCAUAUGGCCAAGAUGACUGGAAUGGGACCCAGCGAACAGUUCCAGGGAAGGCCCCUCCCCCCUCCAGAGGUGCCAAGACGCCUUACCGGGAGCACCCGUACAGACAGUACUGAAGCGGACUCGCCACCCUUAACGUGUUGCCCUGCCUACUGCCUGUCUACCACGGCAGCUCUCGCUUUAAGCAGCCUGACAAAAAGUAAUUGUCCGUUUUGUCUUUGGUUUAGUCUUUUCCUACACUGGACAUUAUAUAAGAGAACAAAUUGGGAACUGAAAAUCGGAACUGCUUUUUGACAUUUGACCACGAACUCCCUACCCCACCCCUACUUUGUUGCUCCAACCAACCACCUGUCCAUCCAUCCAACCAUCUAAAGUGGCUUAUAGAUGGGUUAGAGAGGAGAAGUUGGUGUCCUUUUUUGUUGUUUUUACUUUGAGUUUUUCUUUAUUUUGCUGUGUUUUUCUUCUCUGACCCUUUUUACCCCCCUCCGGCUUUUUUGCAGUGUUGACCAUAAAUUUUUUUAACUGUUUGAAAAUUAUCAUUUUAAGUGGAAUUAGUGGCUCAUUAUCCACUUGUCUAAGGAAGCCAUCUUAAUUGUUUUUAAAUACAAAGAAUCUGUUGAGGGUCAGUUGCAGAUUCCCAUUUAGGCUACAUUUCAAAAUUCUGUUAAUAUAGCAAAAUAAAAGACCUUUUAAACUUUCAAUUAUGUAAUUUAGAAACAAGCAAAAAAAAAAAGAAAUCUUAAAUUAAGUGAAGGUUAAAGAAUCUAUUUUAAUGGAAUCUGUUCAAUUCAUUCUUGGUGAUGGUUUGUUUUUAAAUAGUUCUAAAAACGUUGUCCAUUUAGACUUAGGAACCAAUAUUUGUUAUUGUACUUAGAGUUUUGAAAUAUAGCCCUAAUAGACACUGUUGAGAUGGACUGUCCUCAUAUCCUCAAUUUGCUCUACAUGUUAAAAAUUAAUUUUGAGAACACGGCCGAGGGACGGCCUCCUGUUAUGCAAAAAAACGUUCAGGUCUUCAUUUUGUGAUCUGAUUCUCUAUAAACUGCAUGCACAAAAUACACAGAAGGAUUGGGACAAAAAUCUCCACAUGGGUCUUCUCUUUCUAUAGAGAAGGGAUCCUGCAGCUCAAUCCGAACUCUUGUACAUAUUUUAAAACAUCCUAACUGUACUUAUUCUGCCACUAGUAUCUGUACCCUCUCCAUAAAAUGCAUUAUGCUACAUGUGUAAGCUUGCCUAAAUAGGUUACUAAAUUUGUCCAAAAGAUGUUUUGCAGCAGUUUGUCAAUAAAGCUUAGUUUGUUUUUUAUGAAACUUA